Molecule: messenger RNA, 1106 nt
Organism: Cuscuta campestris
Lineage: Eukaryota; Viridiplantae; Streptophyta; Magnoliopsida; Solanales; Convolvulaceae
Source: the annotation of a GenBank genome assembly
GUUCUUCAUUCCCGCUGGCUUUUCUUUGGUAGAAGACAGAGAGGACUUUGGUGGAGAGGAUUCCUAUGCCGAUUUAGGGCAGAAGUCAAGUAGGUUCUCCACGCCAAUCAUCAUCUCCCUCACUCUCUCCCUACUCUACCCUAAACCAGACCCUGGUCUGAGCGAGAAAGAGAGCUACAGGAACCAGCCAUUUCAUUCAUUCCACCAUUACGCCCGAGUAUUAUGGGUGUGAUUAAGGCGGCGAUCGGCGAUGCGCUGUUGACCUUCAUGUGGGUGUUCUCCGCCUCCACGCUCGGCAUCGGCACCUCCGCUGUCGCCUCCGCGCUCGGAGUCCUCCAUCCGAUGGCGUCUCUCUUCAUCACCACCGCUUUGCUAUUCGUCCUCCUGUUCGUUUUCGGCAUCCUCAGCGAUGCCCUCGGCGGCGCCAGCUUUAACCCCACGGGUAUUGCUGCGUUCUACGCUGCCGGCUUCGGGAGCGACUCUCUAGUCUCUGCUGCAGUCCGUUUCCCCGCUCAGGCUGCGGGUGCCGUUGGUGGUGCAAUUGCGAUAAUGGAAGUAAUCCCUUCACACUACAGGCACAUGGUUGGAGGGCCUUCUUUGAAGGUUGAUGUCCACACAGGAGCAAUUGCAGAGGGAGUGCUGACUUUCAUUAUGUCCUUUAUUGUUUUUGUUGUCCUCUUGAGGGGUCCUAAGAAUUCAUUUGUCAAGAAUUGGUUGCUUGCCAUAUCAACAGUCACCCUAGUCAUUAUUGGUUCUAGCUAUACAGGUCCUUCCAUGAAUCCUGCUAAUGCAUUUGGCUGGGCUUACACAAACAAUCUGCACAAUACAUGGGAGCAGUUUUACGUCUACUGGAUUUUCCCCUUCAUUGGAGCAAUCCUGGCAGCUUGGAUUUUCCGUGCUGUGUUUCCACCCCAGGUGAAGCCCAAGAAGCAGCCUAAGGCAAAGAAAAACUGAAAAGGUGGUUGAGUGUUAGACUGCACCUCAAGAACUCUAUAUAUAUAUAUGUAUGAUGGCUAAGUGCACCUCUUGUAAGUGGGUUGUGUUUUAGAAUCUUGUUUUAAUUUGAUUGAAUUAGAAUCUUCAUCCAAUAAAGAUUUUGCCGUUUG